AUGACCAUUAAAGACAAAAUAUGUCUGAUUUGCGGCGACGGAGCCAUUGGCAAAAAUUUCGGCGCCGUUUCGUGUGAAACUUGUAAGGCUUUCUUUAGGAGAAACGCCGCAAAACGUGAUAAAUACGUCUGUCUUUAUAAUAAGAAAUGUCAGAUCGGUUUAAAUACACGAAAGUUUUGCCGAACCUGUCGUUUGGAAAAGUGUUUCGCUGUGGGAAUGAAAGAGGAUUGGAUACUAAAUGACGAGCAAAGAGAGGAAAGGCGUCUCAAAAUAGAGGCCAAACGACUGAAGAGGAAUAAAAAUGCCGACAAAUGCAAAGACAAACUCGAGACUAGAAGCGUGUCCAGUGAAUCGCCCGAUGAAAACAAUGUCUUGAAUACCAAAAUCAAUGACUGGACAACUGGUCCGCAGAGUGUAGACCACGAUGUCUUCGAGACCGAUACGAGUAACUCAAGUGAUGGCACACAUAGUAUCGACUCUGGGUAUGAAUCGGCACUCAUUCCAGUGGUCAGACCCGUACUUGUGAUCAACAAUAACUUCAACGCUUCUGAACACCAAUUCUUCAGCGAACUAUUGUCAGCCAUCAGUCAACUGGAUCUGAAUGUGAAUCCCGUGGCCAUCCAUGAGCUCAAGACUUUUGAAGAGGUCAAACAAUCAGUGGUGCCGAGAAUGGAGAGCGACUUCAAAGCGAUGGUAAACGUGUGCAAGAGUUUGCACACAUUCCGGUGCGUCUGCGACAGCGACCGAAUGGCACUCUUCAAGCCGGCAUCCCGUGAGGCGCUAAUGUUGUAUAAGUUCGGCCUUCGCUAUGAUUAUGGUAACCAAUGUUGGUAUAAUAUAAACAUGGACGACGGCACAGUAUAUGUGCAUAAUGUGGAUGUAUUUAAACAAAUUCCAGGCAACGCAUAUCCGGUGGCCAAACGCUUAUUGUAUAAUAUUGAAAACAUCAUGGACACCGAUCAUUAUAUAAUUCAAUUGGUAUUAAUACCGAUCCUACUUUUCAAUCCCGAGCGACCAAACCUCAUGUAUAAAGACUUAGUAAAACUUCAACAGCGAUUGUAUAUGUAUUUACUUAAACGCUAUUUGACUAUUAAAUACGGGUCCGAAACGGAGGCCAACACUAGAUUUAAGCAAAUAUUAGACACUUUACACGAUGUAAACACUUUGUGCGAAAUUCAAUUGAAAAUCGAGAGAUCACGCGACCCGAGAGAGGUCGGGCCGCUCAUGAGGGAAAUCAUGGACAUACCAUCUAAUGAUAACUACAUCUACACUAUACUUCAAUUAACACAACAGUUAGCCGACGGGUCGGCUGUUAAUCAUGCGGUAGUCAAGAGACGGGUGAUAGAGAGGGGGAAAAGGGUUGGCCAACGAUAUCACACCCGCCACUACAUCGUCAGCUCCAUAAUGGCGUUCACGAUGUCGUUGUUGUUGUUCUUGAGGGCCUUCACGGCCUUCGCGCGGCUCACGUUGGCCUGA
Messenger RNA from Medioppia subpectinata, 1476 nucleotides. The record is from the annotation of a GenBank genome assembly. Lineage: Eukaryota; Metazoa; Arthropoda; Arachnida; Sarcoptiformes; Oppiidae.